Messenger RNA from Paraglomus brasilianum, 1101 nucleotides. The record is from the annotation of a GenBank genome assembly. NCBI's taxonomy places the organism in Eukaryota, Fungi, Glomeromycota, Glomeromycetes, Paraglomerales, Paraglomeraceae.
AUGAGAUUUAAUGCCGUAUUUAUCUUGGCAGUGUCUGCUAUUUUAACACGAGUUUCCGGCCAUGGAGCCGAAGAACCAGACAUAAUAGCCAAUACUCUCGAGAACAAAUACCUUUGGCGAUGUUUGGACGCUGCAAGUGAGCCCAUGUAUGUGAAAAUAUGCGAUGUACAUCAACAUAGCAAAACACAAAUGAGCUUCUCGUUGAGUUUUGUCCAUCAAAGUUAUGAACAUUGUAUGCAUCCGAUUAUUAUAUAUGGACCAGGGAGAACCGUACUUUGGUGGGAUAAAGAUACAAAUACAGUACGAAUGAAUGCGAUACAUAAUCCAGAGAAUUCGGGAUGGUGUUGGGAUGAUUCGUAUUAUGAGGAUUCUUUUACUCUCCACCCUUACAAUCAUAUGGACAAAUGCCUAGCUGCACCCGUGAAAGACGGCGACCCAGUAACUGUUCUACUUUGUUCUGAAAGCAGUCAAAAGGUCGCCUGGUCAUUUUUAAGAUCGAGGCCCAAGCCCUCUAGGACAACCAAAGCUUCAUCCUCUACUACUGAGGAUGCGGCCACUAUUUAUUGGGGCAUUCCCAACCCGAACAUGAAAUGGUCCAGCGUUCCUAUAUACAUAUACGAUCCAUCUUGGAAUCUAGUGUCUUACUUUCCAACAAAAAAGGAAGCAGCAAAUUUUCUAAAACCAGGAUCAACAAAGCUGACUGCCGUUUUCGUAGACUCACCACGACUGUAUAAAAGCAUGUAUUACAUAAGAACAAAACCAUACUCCGAGACUCCCGACGCUUCAAUAGAUACAAUAGAUACAAUAGAUACAACCGCACAAAAUGACCCGGCUUUGGAUAAAGGAAAAAACAAACAACCGGUAGAAUCUCUUCCAUCCGAAUCUACUACCACAGUCACUGACGACAAAGACCAAAACAAGCUCGGAGAUGACCCCGAUUCGCCAUCGCCAGAGCUUUUGGAGGCAAUAAAUAUGUUUGCAUUCGAUCACUAUCAAAAACGCGAUAUGCAAGAGAUUUUGUGUCGGAUGGAUGGCCCAGCACUAUACACUAUGGGCGUGCUUAUUCAGGAGCAGCUUCGUCAGUUGACACGACCAGAAUGA